Molecule: messenger RNA, 1534 nt
Organism: Periophthalmus magnuspinnatus
Lineage: Eukaryota; Metazoa; Chordata; Actinopteri; Gobiiformes; Gobiidae
Product: cyclin-dependent kinase 2-associated protein 1
Exons: 4
Coding region: 169-531 (120 amino acids)
Cellular component (GO): nucleus; cytoplasm
Source: RefSeq, a predicted model, not a curated record
AAAGUAUUUUAAAUAUGUUUUGUGAUAACCCGCAAUGGAUCCCGUUAAAAGGACUGUGGGUGUCAAUACAAAGUGACGGCCAUAUUUGCCGGUGCCGCUGUAGUAAACAAAAAGUGAGAGACAGACGCUUCACUGAAUUUCGGGUCAUUUUUAUUUCUUUAAUUUACAAUGUCUUUGGGAAUGUCUCACAAACCCAAUGUCCAUCAUCAUAUACCGGGGACUUCUGGGACAUCUGUUGCAAACCUUACAUCUACUUCUGCAGCAAAUCUGGCCACAUUGCAGUCUUAUAGGCCUCUUCUGAGUGAUUAUGGUCCUCCUACUCUUGGAUUCCCACAGGGUACCACUGGUGGCCAAGUGCCUCAGAACAAAUAUGCAGAGUUGUUGGCCAUCAUUGAGGAGCUUGGUAAGGAGAUCAGGCCUACAUAUGCUGGGAGCAAAAGUGCAAUGGAAAGACUCAAAAGAGGUAUAAUCCAUGCCAGGGGCCUGGUGCGGGAAUGUUUGGCUGAGACAGAAAGGAAUGCCCGGUCUUAACCUAAACAAACUUGACUUCAGAAUCAGAAUCAGAAUCAGAAGACUUUUAUUGCCAUAGUCUGUGAACACAGUUCACAAACUAGGAACUUGAUACGGUGAAAAAGUGCAACAUAAACACACUGAAUAAAUACAAAUACAAAUAAGAGCAUGCACAAGUUAAAAAGAUAUGCUUAAAAAAUCAAAUGAAAUACUUAAAGGGAAAAAAUAUGUACAAUAGCAGCAUCAGAACAACAGUGCAAAGUGGCUUAUUAAAGUGACCGGUGUUAUAAAGUGUCCAGUUUAGUGCAGAUAUUAUAGAGUGUUCAUGAGACAAACAGCAGAGGGGAAGAAACUGUUCUUAUGGCGAGAGGUUCUGGUCCCAAUGGACCGUAGCCUCCUGCCAGAGGGAAGUGGCUCAAAUAGUCCAUGUCCAGGGUGAGAGGUGUCAGCUGCUAUACGGCCUGCUCGCCCCCGAGUCCUGGAGACGUACAGGUCCUGUAUAGAUGGAAGGCUGCAGCCAAUCACCUUCUCAGCAGAGCGCACAAUGCUUCAUCAUAUAAUUGCAUGACAUUUUCUAUGUGAAAAAGUGAAGGAAGAAGGAACCAGAAGAAUGAAAGCAACAGAUAAAAAAAAAAAACUCCUUAGAACAGUCCAUGCCCUAUAUUUUUUUCUGGGGUGUCAUUUAUGUUAUGUCGAAUUUCUGAUUGUGUGAUUCUUUUGUUUUGUUUUGGGUUUUUUGGGAGCCCUGGUUCCAACUUUUUGUACUUCAUUAAUGCAUGUAGUAGGCCUGUGGGGUACUGAUGCUGCAUGGUUGUAUUAGGGGUAGAUGGAAAUGAUCAUUUUAUAGUAUUGGAUCAUUUUUCAGGUCACAUGACUGAGUGUCAGAUGUGCCAAACAUUGUGAUUUAUUUUGAGGUAACGAUUUUGGUAAAAAAAAAAAUGAGAAAAAUGAAAAUGCUACUUGCAUCUUUGUAUGUAUUUAUUACUGGUGUGAUGAUUAAAUUGUAUUUUCAAUACAAUUGUCA